AUGCACUAUUACAGAUACGCUAAUGCUGAGGUCAGCUGCUGGUACAAGUACCUUCUGUUCAGUUACAACAUCGUCUUCUGGUUGGCUGGAGUUGUCUUCCUUGGAGUGGGACUGUGGGCAUGGAGCGAGAAGGGUGUGCUGUCAGACCUCACCAGAGUGACACGACUGCAUGGGAUUGACCCUGUGGUGCUGGUCCUGAUGGUGGGCGUGGUGAUGUUCACCCUGGGCUUCGCUGGCUGUGUGGGGGCCCUCCGUGAGAACAUCUGUCUGCUCAAGUUUUUCUGCGGAGCCAUUGUGUUCAUCUUUUUCCUGGAGCUGGCCGUGGCGGUGCUGGCUUUCCUGUUCCAGGAUUGGGUGAGAGACCGGUUCCGGGAGUUCUUCGAGAAUAACAUCAUAUCCUACCGAGAUGACAUCGACCUUCAGAACCUCAUUGACUCCCUGCAGAAAGCCAACCAGUGCUGUGGUGCUUAUGGCCCGGAAGACUGGGACCUUAAUGCCUACUUCAACUGCAGUGGUUCCAGCUACAGCCGAGAGAAGUGUGGAGUGCCCUUUUCCUGCUGUGUGCCGGACCCCGCGCAAAAAGUUAUCAACACACAGUGUGGAUAUGAUGUUAGGACUCAGCUGAAGAGCAAGUGGGACGAGUCCAUCUUCACCAAGGGAUGCAUCCAGGCAUUGGAGGGCUGGCUGCCACGCAACAUCUACAUUGUGGCUGGUAUCUUCAUCGCCAUCUCGCUGCUGCAGAUAUUUGGCAUCUUUCUGGCAAGGACCCUGAUCUCAGACAUUGAGGCAGUGAAAGCCGGCCAUCACUUCUGA
Molecule: messenger RNA, 813 nt
Organism: Chrysochloris asiatica (Cape golden mole)
Lineage: Eukaryota; Metazoa; Chordata; Mammalia; Afrosoricida; Chrysochloridae
Gene: TSPAN14
Product: tetraspanin 14
Exons: 8
Coding region: 1-813 (270 amino acids)
Biological process (GO): regulation of vascular endothelial growth factor signaling pathway; protein maturation; protein localization to plasma membrane
Cellular component (GO): membrane
Source: RefSeq, a predicted model, not a curated record